UAUGUUAGGUACAUACCCAUCGUCAAUACCUGAGGAUUUGUGUAGAAAGCGGAACGAAGUUCGAUUUGCUGAAAUUCAAUUAGCAGUUGUAAAAGAUCAAGUUGAACGUCUAUCUUUGGAUAGGAGGGACGGAGGUGAAUCAGACGGUUCUAGUGCAUCAAGCGGAAGUGGGAUGGAUAAACAACGAAAGCAAAGCAUCACUGCUAUGUGGAAAAAAGCUAUAAAAUCUUUAGGAAAAUCUGAUAAAAUCGGUAGAAAACAAUCGUUGACUACCGUUUUAAAGAGGGUUAAAUCGAUCGAAAGGAGAGACAGUAAAGAUAAUGAAAAUAUUGGUAAGUAA
Molecule: messenger RNA, 340 nt
Organism: Dimorphilus gyrociliatus
Lineage: Eukaryota; Metazoa; Annelida; Polychaeta; Dinophilidae
Source: the annotation of a GenBank genome assembly